GGAGAGGUUUACAACUUCGAUGUGAAUCGAGACAACAGGAUGCUGUAUCAGGAGAAGCCGCUGAAAAACGUUCCUGGCAGAUAUAGUGUUCGAAGGAAGGGCUCCACCUGUGUGUCUGUGCAGGUUGCAUGUUUCUACAACAUCCCGACACCAAUUAAAGCUUCCAGAACACUUAGCAUUGAAGUGAAGGUGGCAAGAGACUGCAAAGUGCGUGGAGCAGAUCUCAUGUUGAACAUCACUGUGAAGUACAAUGGCGCAAAACCAACUACCAACAUGGUUAUCGUUAACGUUAAACUCCUGUCAGGUUUCACAGCAGAUACCUCACUGCUUGGAUCUCCACUGGAUACAUUUGCUCCAUUAGUGCAGCGGGUUGAUACUGGAGAUGACCAUGUGCUUGUGUAUCUGAAAGAGGUUCCCAAGGGCGUCCCCCAGACUACAACUGAAACAGGUUCUUGCAGUGCAGAAUCUCAAGCCAGCGGUCGUUGAGGUUUAUGACUACUAUCAGCCAAGUGAUGUGUUUGAGACCACAUACAUGCCUCCCUGUCCAUGAUUGUGCUUCAUUUCUGGCUAUAGGAUGCACGAA
This is a messenger RNA of Sinocyclocheilus anshuiensis, 583 nucleotides long. RefSeq names its product ovostatin-like. Lineage: Eukaryota; Metazoa; Chordata; Actinopteri; Cypriniformes; Cyprinidae. The coding region runs from base 40 to 486 and encodes 148 amino acids. The record is from RefSeq and is a predicted model, not a curated record. Gene Ontology annotation, cellular component: extracellular region. The transcript is spliced from 6 exons.